Messenger RNA from Theobroma umbraticum, 1975 nucleotides. Its product is annotated as monolignol oxidoreductase AtBBE-like 13. Gene Ontology annotation, molecular function: oxidoreductase activity; FAD binding. The record is from RefSeq and is a predicted model, not a curated record. Lineage: Eukaryota; Viridiplantae; Streptophyta; Magnoliopsida; Malvales; Malvaceae.
CGAUUAAAGCAUACGGUGCCUCAUCUAUAAGAGCUAAUCAAAGGCUCAUAUUCUUAAGCAGAAGCAAAAGGAACAAAGACGAGAAAAAACCAAUGGCGUUUCCUUGCAUUCCCAUUCUUUUAAUAGUUUUAGUCCUGCUAUCAUCUUCGAGUUCAGGAACAGCUUCCUUCUGCUCCAAGUGUAAAAGGCCAACUUCAAGUCUGAUUCAAGAAAAAUUUCUCCAAUGUUUCGAUGCCAAUUCUGAGUUUGCCAUCCCCCUCUCCACUGCUUUUUUCACCCCAAAAAAUGCUUCAUUUACCACUGUCCUGCAAUCGACAGCCCAAAACCUCAGGUACUUGGUGCCGUCAAUGCCAAAGCCGGAGUUUAUCAUCAUGCCAUUGUAUGAAUCCCACGUCCAAGCUGCUGUCAUUUGCUCGAAGGAACUUGGGAUUCACCUCAGAGUCCGGAGUGGAGGCCAUGACUAUGAAGGACUUUCUUAUGUAUCCGAAGUCGAAUCACCUUUCAUUAUAGUUGACCUUUCCAGCCUGCGGUCAGUUAAAGUUGACAUUGAGGACAACAGCGCUUGGGUUGAAGCUGGUGCCACUAUUGGUGAAGUUUAUUAUAGAAUUUCUGAAAAAAGCAAGACUCAUGGCUUCCCUGCUGGUCUUUGCACAAGCCUAGGCAUUGGGGGACACAUCACUGGAGGUGCAUAUGGAACCAUGAUGAGAAAAUAUGGCCUUGGUGCUGAUAAUGUCAUUGACGCCCGAAUCGUUGAUGCUAGUGGAAGAGUUCUUGAUCGAGCAGCCAUGAGCGAAGAUCUUUACUGGGCUAUUAGAGGAGGGGGAGGAGCGAGCUUUGGAAUCAUCCUUGCUUGGAAGAUAAAUUUGGUUCCAGUCCCAGAGACUGUCACGGUUUUUACUGUCACCAAGUCUUUAGAACAAGGUGCUACAAAGAUCCUGUAUAAAUGGCAACAAGUUGCAGACAAGCUUGAUGAGGAUCUUUUCAUUAGAGUCAUCAUUCAAGUGGCAAACGCUGGCAAAAACGAUGGGAAAACAGUCACAACAUCCUACAAUGCUCUGUUUCUUGGUGAUGCUGAAAGGCUCCUCCAAGUAAUGGGACAAAGCUUCCCAGAAUUGGGCUUGACAAGGAAAGACUGUAUCGAAACAAGUUGGAUCAAGUCCGUGCUCUACAUUGCUGGCUUCCCGAGUAACACACCCCCUGACGUUCUACUUCAGGGUAAGUCUUUAUUCAAGAACUACUUUAAAGCCAAAUCAGACUUUGUGAAAGAAGCUAUACCAGAAACAGCGCUCGAGGGGCUAUGGAAAAGACUGAUGGAGGAAGACAGCCCGCUGACGAUAUGGAAUCCUUACGGUGGAAUGAUGGGCAAGAUUUCUGAAUCCGAAAUUGCUUUCCCUCAUCGUCAAGGUAACAAGUUCAUGAUCCAAUACUUGACUCUAUGGCAAGAUGGGGAUAAGAAUGCGUCCAAGCAUAUGGAUUGGAUUCGGAGGCUACACAAUUACAUGGCUCCUUACGUUUCAAUGUUUCCAAGAGGUGCAUACGUGAAUUACAGGGAUCUUGAUCUUGGCAUGAACAAGAAUAUCAACACAAGCUUCAUCCAGGCUAGUGUUUGGGGAGUCAGAUAUUUCAAGGACAACUUCAACAGAUUGGUGAAGGUGAAAACCAAAGUUGACCCAGAUAACUUCUUUAGGCAUGAGCAGAGCAUCCCGCCUCUACCAGUUGAAGCUAGAUUUUAGCCAAGGCAAGUUGGGCAAUAAUACCAGAUGGCUUCAAUUUCGCUUUAAUCCUUGAUUUGUACUACAAAUAUUGCUUUUGUCAGAAAAGAAAAAGAAAUAAGGAUUGUUCAAUACUAGUACAUACUACAUAUGUUAUCAUCUUUAAGGCUUGUAGCUAGACUAGAACAGUGACGUCUUGGUUCUUUUCUGUGUAAAUUUGUUCCAUGAUUGUCUUGGUGAGCGCUUUAAUUGUCUCUUUGCCA